Danaus chrysippus (African queen) is the source of this 1140-nucleotide messenger RNA. NCBI's taxonomy places the organism in Eukaryota, Metazoa, Arthropoda, Insecta, Lepidoptera, Nymphalidae. The record is from the annotation of a GenBank genome assembly.
AUGGGCAAAUUCAUUAAAGGUGGUCUAGACAACGGAUUUAAAAAAAAAACAGUAAAGAUGAUGGCUAAUAGUCUCGAUGCCGUAAACGCAAAUCAGCCUACGCAAAAUGGAAGUAAGCUUCAACCAUGUAAUAAUGAGUCUAAGACUAAUUUGAUAGUCAACUAUUUGCCACAAACAAUGUCCCAAGAAGAAAUCAGAUCACUUUUUUCAAGUGUCGGCGAAGUGGAAAGCUGCAAGUUAAUAAGAGAUAAAGUUACUGUUUUUCCUGAUCACAUUCUCAAUGGCCAAAGUCUCGGGUAUGCAUUCGUCAAUUAUCAUAAGCCUGAAGAUGCCGAAAAAGCUGUGAACACACUGAAUGGUCUACGAUUACAGAACAAAAUUAUAAAAGUGUCCUACGCUCGUCCCAGCUCAGAUGCCAUUAAAGGCGCUAAUCUUUACGUUUCUGGUCUCCCUAAGCACAUGACGCAGCAGGAUCUGGAGAAGUUAUUCAGUCCGUUCGGUACAAUAAUAAGUUCGCGCAUCUUACAUGAAAAUAUGAACGUCGGGCAUUUAUUGCAAGGGGGCAUGGAAGAACAAGGGAUUCAAGGACCUUCCAGAGGGGUUGCAUUUAUUCGUUACGAUCAAAGAAUCGAAGCAGAGAAUGCUAUAAGAGAGUUAAAUGGCACUAUACCGCCGGGAGGUACGGGACCUAUUACAGUGAAAUGUGCAAACAAUCCAAGUAACCAAAACAAGGCCCUGGCUCCACUGGCUACGUACCUCGCGCCGCCCACCGUCCGUCGCUUCUUGGGGCCCGCGGGUAAGGCUCUGCUCGCCAUUAAUAAAGGACUACAACGAUACUCGCCGCUUGCGGAUCCCCUCGUCCAAGGUAACGCACUAGGCGGUUCAGGUUGGUGCAUUUUUGUUUACAAUAUCGGUGCCGAUACAGAAGAAAGUGUGCUAUGGCAGCUGUUUGGCCCCUUCGGAGCGGUUCAGAGUGUUAAAAUUAUAAGAGAUCCCACCACCAACAAGUGUAAAGGCUACGGUUUUGUUACAAUGACCAAUUACGACGAGGCAGUAGUCGCUAUCCAGUCACUGAAUGGCUAUUCCCUCAAUGGACAAGUGCUGCAAGUCAGCUUCAAAACAAACAAGAGUAAAUCCUAA